Molecule: messenger RNA, 3918 nt
Organism: Carassius gibelio (silver crucian carp)
Lineage: Eukaryota; Metazoa; Chordata; Actinopteri; Cypriniformes; Cyprinidae
Product: potassium voltage-gated channel subfamily G member 3
Exons: 2
Coding region: 271-1539 (422 amino acids)
Biological process (GO): protein homooligomerization; potassium ion transmembrane transport
Cellular component (GO): membrane; voltage-gated potassium channel complex
Molecular function (GO): delayed rectifier potassium channel activity; protein binding
Source: RefSeq, a predicted model, not a curated record
GACAUCACUGUAUGAAACAACCCACUGAAGGCUGGAGUUUAGAUGAUGCACAAAGCAAGAAGUCACUUUUCCACGGGUCUCCUAACUGACACGCGCUCAAUCUUGAAAACAAGAUCCUUUUAAAAUCUAACAUACUGAGUUUGGAGCUGUUUUUUUCUUCUUCUCGUGCUUACAGAAACAUACUGGAAUUUAACUAUGACUAUCAUUAUGCCAUAUUGUGCGUCGUUUCUCUCUUUUCCACUCGAAUUGGUGUUACAAAUCUGAUCCAAAAUGAAGUUUGGGAAGAAUAUAUGCAUCCUAAACGUUGGUGGCACCAAAUAUGCUUUCACUAGAGAAGUUAUAAAGGAUUUUCCCCUCCGAAGAGUGAGCAGACUGCACAGCUGUUCCUCUGAAAAAGAGGUCUUGGAGGUAUGUGAUGAUUAUGACCGAGAGAGGAACGAGUUUUUCUUCGACAGGCACUCCGAGGCUUUUGUCUUUAUUAUGCUUUACGUGCGAUCUGGAAAGCUCAGGUUCGUCCCGCAGAUGUGCGAGCUUUCCUUUUACAACGAGAUGAUCUACUGGGGUUUGGAGAGCUCACAUUUGGAGUUUUGCUGCCAGCGACGAUUGGAGGAUAGGAUGUCCGACACUUACACGUACUUUUCAGAGGAGGACAUCAAGGCUGAGGUGGAGUCCAGAGGAGAGGAGGAUCAGGUCACCAGGUUCUCCUCCGAGAGAGGGAACGCGCGGUGGCUGGAGAGGAUGCGGAGGACUUUUGAGGAACCAGCUUCGUCUGUCGCUGCGCAGAUCCUGGCUUCAGUGUCAGUGGUUUUUGUUAUUAUGUCUAUGGUCAUCCUCUGCGCGAGUACUCUACCGGACUGGGAUACAGCAAAAAACAACACAGUGGAAGAACACAGGAUCAUCGAGGCAGUAUGCAUUGGCUGGUUCACAGCCGAAUGCAUAGUGCGCUUCAUUGUCUCACGGGACAAAUGUGAGUUUGUGCGCCGCCCCCUUAACAUUAUUGACCUCCUGGCGAUCACUCCUUACUACGUGUCUGUCACUGUGACAGCGCUAACAGGAGAAAACCCUCAACUACAGCGUGCAGGAGUCACCCUGCGUGUACUACGAAUGAUGCGCAUCUUUUGGCUAAUCAAGCUGGCGCGUCACUUCCUCGGGCUGCAGACGCUCGGGCUGACGCUGCGCAGGUGCUACCGCGAGAUGGUCAUGCUGCUGGUGUUUGUCUUCGUCGCGAUGGCGAUAUUCAGCGCCCUGGCACAGCUAUUGGAGCACGGCCUUGACCUGGAGACUAGCAAUGAGGACUACGCCAGCAUCCCGGCAGCCUGCUGGUGGGUUAUUAUCUCCAUGACGACUGUCGGCUAUGGAGACAUGUACCCCAUCACCAUCCCGGGACGCGUGCUGGGUGGCGUGUGUGUUGUGAGUGGCAUUGUGCUGCUGGCUCUGCCCAUUACCUUUAUCUACCACAGCUUUGUGCAGUGCUACCACGAACUCAAAUUCCGCUCAGCACGCUGCGUGCGAAGUCUCUCUUCUGAGUUUCUCAACUAACUGUAGCAUAGAUCGUCCUGAGAACCUGCUGGUCUUCAGCGUAGUAAAAUCACCUGCUCUUCUGUGCCUUUAUACUGAAACAAGAUCUGAAAUAUAGCGAAGGAACGCGCUGCUUCUAAUAUGUAAAAAUCAGCAUUUAGACUCUCUUUGCGAACCUGUUAUAUCCAAAUAAUAGCACAAGUACCUCUGUACUCAAGGACACAUUCUGGAAUUCGGUGAUUUUGGACAGUACAGGCAUCUGGAGCAAUUUCUGUAUUACAGAAUAAGGCAAAAGAGACAAAUCCCCAACUCAAAGCUGGAAAAUGCACAAUAAAGCAUUACAAUCCAAAGGAAAUACAUUAGCCAAUGUUUGUGUUGUAAACCCCUUCCUGUGUGAACGAACAAAACCGAUCCAACAGCAUUUGACGACUACAGAUGGCCAGGCUGCUUGGAACAGGCAUCUGGCGGGACCUUGUGUCCUGACAGUGCUCCAGCCUAGAAGGAGCUUACACGAAUUCUCAUGUUUCCAUGGAGAGGUCCCUCCGACUUGUUAAAUCAUUAAUUCAGCUCCCAGUAAAGCGGUAAUGCAAGGGGAACUAAAGUGAAAGGUUUUAGACUGGCCAAAUAGCACUAAUACUGUGAAAAGGCCUGCUCACACUAAGGAUGGUAACUGUAAUGAUAACAAUAAAGAUAAGUCCCCCUGCAGUCACAAAUUUUUAAUAGCAAAAUUAUAUAUUUUUUCCCCAUUCAAAUAUAUUUUAUCUUAAAAUGGCUUGAAUAUAACUCUUAAUUCAUUUAGUUUAUUUUACCCUGGACCACAAAACCAGUCAUAAGGGUCAAUAUUUCGAGAUUUCCAUUAAUGUAUGGUUAUUUAAGAUAGGACAAUAUUUGGCCAAGAUACAACUAUUUGGAAAUAAUGAAUCUGAGGGUGCAAAGAUAUUGAGAAAAUCGCCUUUAAAAUCGCCCAAACGAAGUCCAUAGCAAUGAAUAUUACUUUUGGUAUAAAAUAAAAAUGUAUAUAUCAUUUUGACCCACACAAUAUAUUUUUUGCUAUUGCUACAAAUAUACUACUACUUGUGCUUUUGUGGUCCAUGGUCACACAUGCAAAUAAGCCCCAGCACCCAUUUAAUCCCAUGAGCUCAGGCUACCUGCUUCACUACCUUACGAAAGGAAAAUAUAUUUACCAAUAUAUUUCUUAAAAUAUAUUGUGAUAUAUUGUAAUAUAUUAUUUUUUUACAAUAUUUUCUAAUAUUUUAUAUAUUUGAAUACAUUUACUAAUAUAUUGAUGAUACAUAUAUUGCAAAAUAUAAAAAUGAUUGCCGCUUUCAAUAUAAUGCAAUAUAUUGCAAAAAAAUAAAUAUAUAUAAGAAUAUAUGCCUAAUAUAUUACAUGAUAUUUUCCAAUAUACUGCAAUAUAUUUUUGUUUCAUUAGGGCUUCCAAUCAGUUAACUGAAGUAGUAAACGCUACACAAUGCCAAGUGACAGAACUGUGUGGAUGCUAAUAUGGUUAUAGUUAUCUUUAUAGUUAGUUCUUGGUUUGAACGGGCCUAAACACGUAUUGUUUUGACAUCACGGUCACUUUGGAAUGUGCCAUUUUAAAUAAAGUUAAAGGUCUUACUCAGAGAUUUGAUAUUACAUUACUAAGUCACAAAAAACAAACAUCAGCUGUUCAUCCAGACAGCAACAAAUCUGCAACCUGUCCAUACACGACUGUGUGAAUCAAGAGGCGUUAACUAAAUUGAUUCGCAAACACCUCACCCACACGCUCACCAGUAGGAGGGCUGUCACUCGCUUCCUUCUUCCUCUAUGAAUACAAGCACAAAAUCAAACCUAUUUUCCUCAUUCAAAGAUCUUUCUGAAUCUAUGUGUCUCUUGGAAUAAAAAGAUGGAUUUUGGAUUGUAUUUAGUGAGAUAUGUUGCAUAUGAUAUGAUUCAUUAGGGGACAUACAGUAAAUUUUAUAAUAGUUUUUCAUGAUACAGAAGGAUCAUUAAGAACACUUUGAAAAUAUAUGGAUUUAAGGUUAUAAAUCUACAGAUCAUUUGGCUAAAUUGAUGACAAUGACAAAAUCAAGAUAGAGUUCAACUGCAUUGUUUAAUUCUGGUUAUCCUCUUAUGACAUAAUUUGUCUUUAGUCUAAAUUGUCAUGUCAGAGUAGGGAUCUUAUUUGGAUAAUUGAAAAAACAUUGGUUGGUUGAUGUCACACCACACAAUGCUUAUUUUUGCGCCUUUAUAUCUGUAAAAAAAUUUUGUAGCUAUGUAUUUGUGGCUAUUUUGGAAGGGUCGUAAUGAUGCGAAUGAAAUCUCAUGUAGCUCUAUUCUGUAACUGAAAAUGUUUUUUGAUUGGUUAAGACAAGGUUAUUUAUGUGUAUGAAGAAAAUAAAGGAAUGUUUAUUGAUUCAA